AUGCUGCGCGUGGAGGUCCACGGGAUGCUCCACGACUGGUUUGACGUGGAGAGGAUGGGCGACUUCGUUCGCUCGGCGUCCUUCUCGAGGAGACCCUGCGGCAGAACGUCGCGCGCUACUUCGAGAUCCCCGAGGAGCGGCAGGCCAUUUUCGACGACGACGGCCUGCUGGCCACCGCAGGACAUCGACUUCGUCCGCGCCGUGUCGCGGGUGGCGCCGAAGCUGUACGUCUACGACAUGCAGGCGAUGCAGGAGACCGCGCACCUGCGGGCGCGGACGGCGGAGGAACUGAGGGCCAUCGGGGAGGAGCUGGGCCAGUUCUGGCAGCACUUCGGCGCCUGCGGCGGCCUGGCUGCUCCCGCAGGCACGGCGCCAGCGCCCGCACACAUGCCAGCGGCCGCGAGGAGUAGACGACUCUGCCGCCCCACCGCUGCAAAGCGGCGCCAUCGCACGCGUCCUGCCCGCGGCUGGGCUGGCCCCGUUCCCGCUGCGCAGACAGGAGGAGUCCAUCGCUACGCUGCCCCCAAGCUGCAGCAGCUUCAGCGCCUGCGGCACGCCCUGGAUGCAGGCGCCCGAGGGCCCCACGAGCUUCCCGGCCGAAGGGCUCCCCGCCGAGGGCCGAGGCGGCGGCGCGGGGGCGCCCGCGGCGGCGCCCGCCGACGCGUGGGGGCGACGGGCAUCCGCGGCCUCGCAGGGGACGGCCACGACGGUGGCCGAGCUGCAGGUCCGCCCCGUAGCAGCCGCUGGGCUCGUGCCCGGCCCCUGCGCCGCCGGCAGCGCCUCGGCGGCGCCUGCAGCGGCGGGGGGCGCCGUGCGCCGCAUGGUCUCCCCGGUUAG
Messenger RNA from Prorocentrum cordatum, 837 nucleotides. Lineage: Eukaryota; Dinophyceae; Prorocentrales; Prorocentraceae. The record is from the annotation of a GenBank genome assembly.